UCCGCUGAGCUGCCUGCCCCGGGAGUGAGGGUGGCGAAGGGAGCUCGGGGCCGCCCGUCAUGGAGCCGCCUCAGGCCCCGGGGGGGCGCCGGGGCUGCCCGCUGCUGGAGGACAGCUUCACCCGCCUGGCCUCCCAGAGCAACGUCUACGGGCUGGCGGCGCUGGCGGGGGGCGCCGGGGGCGGGGGCCCCCGGGGGCUCCUGGUGGCCACGCUGAAGGGGAAGGUGAUUUACUUCCGCUACCAGGACCUGCGGCAGAAAUUGCGGCCGGUGGCCAGGGAGCUCCAGUUCACCUACAUCCCCGUUGAUGCUGAGAUUGUCUCGAUUGACACUUUCAGCAAGUCGCCGCCGAAGAGGGGUCUCGUGGUGGGAAUAACUUUCAUUAAGGACUCUGGAGAUAAAGCGAGUCCAUUUCUGAACAUUUAUUGUGACUAUGAGCCCGGAUCGGAAUAUAACCUGGACUCUAUCGCACAAAGCUGCUUGAACCUGGAGCUGCAGUUCACCCCAUUCCAGCUGUACCAUGCAGAAGUCCACGUUGGAGACCAGCCAGAGACCGUCUUUCUGCUGAGCGGGAACGACCCCUGCAUCCACCUGUACAAAGAGAACAAAGGCUUGCACCAGUUCGAGGAGCAGCCCGUGCAGAACCUCUUCCCGGAGCUGCAGGAGCUGCCCAGCAACGUGCUGUGGCUGGACGUCUGCAACAUCCCCGGCUCAGGCCGGCGUCUCACAGCCUUCGGGUGCCAGAGCGGCUACGUCCGGGUGGCCCAGGUGGAGCAGGCCAGCAGAGAGGUGCUACAGACCUGGAGCAUUCAGCAAGACGGCCCCAUCUCCAAGGUCCUGGUGUUCAGGCUGCCGUCCUCCGAGAGCGACCCUGCCCAGAAUGGUAAUGCUGGCGACCAGGGUUACAGUGUUCUCGUCACUAGCACUAUCGAGCUGUCCGUGGUGUACAGGAACGUCCUGACCCACGGGCUGGCAGACCAGCUGACCCUGCCAGCCAGCGACCAGCAUGACAGCGUGCUCUGUGCCCUGGUGACUGACGUCGAUUUCGACGGCGCGCCUGAGAUACUCCUCGGCACAUAUGGACAGGAGCUGCUCUGUUACAAGUACUGGAGCUCGGGAGCGACCGGUGCUGGUGCAGCCGAGGCCGAAGCCCCGUCGCAGCCCGCUGGGGAGUUCCAUCUGCUCUGGAAGCGGAGUUUCCCCAGCCCCCUGCUGUCCAUGGAGUACGCAGACCUGACCUGCGACGGGCUAUGCGAGCUGGCCGUGGUGUGUCUGAAGGGGCUGCAUGUUCUGCAGCACAGCCUGAAGCAGACAGCUCAAUGCCUUCUGGAGAGGCUCCGCCAGGAGGUGGCACGGCGGGCGAACCACAGCCGCGCCUGCCAGCGGGUGCGAGAUGCCAACGCGGAUGGGGAAGCAGCAGAGGUCUAACUGGGCAUGGCCUGCGCUCGCCACAUCGCAGCUGAUUUCUGGCCACCCUGGUUGCAGGAGCCUGCUCUCCGCAGGGCUCCGGGAGGGGCUGGUGGUCAGAGGGGCCCUGAACGGCCAGGGAACAACGAUGGCAGCGGCAGAGAGAGAUCAGGACCUGACGGAGGAUCCAGCCCUAACGGCUCUUCAUCUGUGAGAGUGGAGCAGCCAACCAGGAAGCCGUACUAUAGCCUUCCUGCCUUGGACGUGUGCCGGUUCCGCGCAGCAUGUGCCCGGUACACACAGCACAUAGCAGGCACGCCCCUCCUGCUGGGGAGAGCAAAGGACGAACCUCGGACUUCUCCAGCCCGCUCUGGGCCAGCCAGGCAGGGGCCAGCCUGUGGCACAAGAGGCCCCGAAAGUGUGACACCCAGGGCCACAGCUGACUUGGAGGGACGUUUACGUUAACCCCCCCACCCCUCCCGUCCAGUAAAAGUUCCCAUGCACCCGG
This is a messenger RNA of Trachemys scripta elegans, 1914 nucleotides long. RefSeq names its product kaptin, actin binding protein (gene KPTN). The record is from RefSeq and is a predicted model, not a curated record. NCBI's taxonomy places the organism in Eukaryota, Metazoa, Chordata, Testudines, Emydidae. Gene Ontology annotation, biological process: negative regulation of TORC1 signaling; cellular response to amino acid starvation; actin filament organization. Gene Ontology annotation, molecular function: actin filament binding. The transcript is spliced from 13 exons. Gene Ontology annotation, cellular component: lamellipodium; actin cytoskeleton; KICSTOR complex. The coding region runs from base 60 to 1427 and encodes 455 amino acids.